Messenger RNA from Aphanomyces invadans, 1859 nucleotides. RefSeq lists its product as hypothetical. Gene Ontology annotation, molecular function: ribonuclease III activity. Gene Ontology annotation, biological process: RNA processing. The coding region runs from base 19 to 1770 and encodes 583 amino acids. NCBI's taxonomy places the organism in Eukaryota, Oomycota, Saprolegniomycetes, Saprolegniales, Verrucalvaceae. The record is from RefSeq and is a predicted model, not a curated record. The transcript has 11 exons.
CUCUCCAUCGACGUCAUCAUGGACUACAUGGUCGCUAGUUCCAAGUGCACUGCCGAGAUGUUCCUGGCAGAGUACCCACCGGAGUCGUUGCUGCACCACGUCGUCGCGUAUGAGGACGGCGCGAAUCAUGUAGGUUGUUUCCGCGUUGACAUUGCCACAUCUCAACCGCAACUGCUCCAUGAUGGGCUUGGCGCAAAACCCUUGGAGGGCGUGACAGACCCCCGCCGAGUCAAGGCGUGGCAAGAAAUCGGCCCGUUGGUCAGCGAGUCGCCCCAGGUCCCUUCCACGAUGAAAGUGCUGCAUCCCAACGUGAGCUACCUCACUGGUCUCAAGUGCGACGUCCUCGAGAUCGCGUCGGCGCUGCCACUUAUCUUUCGGUUCUUGCGGCAUUGCAUCCAACUCGACGAGUUUGAAGCGCGAUGGCAGCUCGAAUUUGACGACAAAUGUCUCCUCCGGCAAGCCUUCACACACGUCUCGAGCAUCGAUUGCGGCGUGCAGCAUGCAAACACGUUGGAAGGUGUCGUCGGACGCGUACAGUUGGGCCACACGUUUCGGACAAAUACGCUAUCGCCACUGAAUGGACCGCCAAAAUGCACCACCGCACACACAUCGCCGGCAACUCCCAUUCAACCAAACGCAUCCUCCUACUCGCAUUAUUUGUGCCCGUACGACCGUCUCAAGUUUCUGGGCGAUGCUGUCUUGACGUUCGUCGUUUCGUCCAACAUUUUUUGUCAGUUUCCCGAUGUGUCCGAAGGGCACUUGCACGACUUGCGCACCAAGAUCGUCACCAACGACACGGUCGGUGACUUGGCCAAGACGUGCCAGCUCGACCAACUCAUUUUGACGUCGUUUGACUUGGCCACCGUCGACGAGGACGUGUCGAAUGCUGUCGCAGCAGACUGCGUCAAAGCGAUUCUCGGUGCCAUCAUUUACGAGCAAGGAUGGGCGAGGGGUGUCGUUAGCGCCAGAGCGUUCUUGAAGCAACUGUUUGUCGUGUACGACGCCGAGUUGGCCGACUUUAUGUUUCUACUGAGUCAAGACUUGGCGGCUAAAGUCCAGCGAGAACUGGAUGGCCAACACAAGAGCUUUCAAGAGCAUGCCGAAGCCAGCCAGAUGCGUGGUCGACACAAACAGUUCCUCGCGACGUGUCCGAUUCGGAUGGAUCGGCCGCAUUUGUGGCUACAGAUGAUGACCCACAAGUCGUUGAAUGGCUCUGCCGCCUCUGGAGGCAAGGCUAAGGUGGGAUAUCGAGGCGACGGCAAUUGCGGCCGCCUUGCAUUCCUUGGCGAUUCCGUCUUGCAAGUCGUGGCAUCCCGCGACUUGAUGGACAUGGUCCCGUAUCAUCAGGAAGCGUUACUGUCGACCGUGCGGACGUCCCUCCUGAGCAAGGCUCGCCUUGCCGAAGUCGGCGCGGCGAUGAACUUGUUGCCCGUGGUGGCCGACGUUUUUGUCGCAUCUUUGGGGGCCAUGUACUUGGAGCAGCUCUCGCUGCAAGACGUCGAACACGUUCUUCACGCACGCUUGUUUGUUCUUGUUCCCGCCGUCGUCGCCGAUCGCGACGGGCUUGGUCCCAAGCAACGCUUUCUACACCACGUGCGGCAAUGGCCCCAACAGUGUCGAGUAACACUUUUGACGAGUUGGACGGUGGCGGAGGCAAGCACAUGCACGCAAUCGCGCUGUCAGUGGACGGACACCUCGUUUGUCGUGCCAACCAAAGAUUUGGCGGCCAACAGCGCGGCCACAAAAGCCAUGCGACUGUUUGGUGUGUAAUCGGCACCAGUUGGCGACUCGUCCUGGCUCGCGUGUUGUAAAGCACUCACGUCUGCUACCCGCUAACACCACUCGAGUAUAUUGUAGCA